This is a messenger RNA of Acomys russatus (golden spiny mouse), 802 nucleotides long. RefSeq names its product protein B-Myc-like. The transcript has a single exon. The record is from RefSeq and is a predicted model, not a curated record. Gene Ontology annotation, molecular function: DNA-binding transcription factor activity, RNA polymerase II-specific; RNA polymerase II cis-regulatory region sequence-specific DNA binding. Bases 99 to 689 code for a protein of 196 amino acids. NCBI's taxonomy places the organism in Eukaryota, Metazoa, Chordata, Mammalia, Rodentia, Muridae. Gene Ontology annotation, biological process: regulation of transcription by RNA polymerase II; positive regulation of cell population proliferation.
GCCUCCUCCCUCUGCUCCCGACGGAGACCGAGGCCCGGUGAAGGGACUGCCGGGAUAGUAGGAAGUGAGGCCCCGGGAAGGGGAGUGGCUCGGGGCUGAUGCGCACCGCGCCAGGUUUCCGCCGCAGCGCCGCCCCGCUCCGUGUGGCUCCGGGACGCGCCGCGGCGACCAUGCCCCUCCACGUGAGCCUCGCCAAGGGUAACCGCGACCUGGACUACGACUCGGUGCAGCCGUACUUCAUGUGCGACGAUGAGGAGGAGGACGUGCACCCGCAGCCGCCCGCGCCCAGCGAGGACAUCUGGAAGAAAUUCGAGCUGCUGCCCACGCCGCGCCCGUCCCCGGGCCACGCCGAGCUCUGCUCACCUCGCUGCGAAGCGCUCGCCGCGUCUCUCUCCCCCAGGGACCGCGGUGAUGAUGGCUUCUCCAGCGCAGACCCGAGGGAGACGGUGCCCGAGCAGCCAGGGGGAGACGCGGGAGGGAAGCAGAGCUUCGUCUGCGACCCGGACGACGAGACCUUCGUGAAGAGCAUCAUCCUGCGGGACUGUAUGUGGAACGGCUUCUCGGCCUCCGCCAAGCUGCUCUCCAAGCUGGACCCCUACCAGGCCGUGCGCCGAGAAGGCGCCUGCGCGAGCCCGGCCGCGGACGCCGAGCCUGCUGCUACUCCUCCAGACUGCACCUCCAACACCUGAGCCGCACAGCGUUGGUCUUUGGACUGUAAGCUUCAGCCAUGUUAAGUGGUUCAGAUUCUGGGCCUAAGAGAACCCCUUUUCUUUUACAAAGCUUGCCUUCCUUCCUCACACCA